AGCCGCCACACCGAUCUUUUCCUUCCUAUAAAUAACCCCCUGCCAUGCAUGAGCUCUGAAACUCAAUUUCAGAAUUUCUCCUGGUUUUCUGUCUGCAAUGCAAAAAUAUGGAGCAAAGCUUACCGGCUUAUUAUAAAGUUCUUGGCGUCACUGUGGACUCGUCUGUUGAAGAAAUCAAACAAGCUUAUCGCGAGCUUGCCAUGAAAUGGCAUCCUGAUAAGUGGACCAAGAAUCCUUCUUUGUUGGGGGAAGCCAAGAGCAAGUUUCAGCAGAUUCAAGAAGCUUAUUCAGUUUUGUCAGAUGAGAGAAAGAGAACUUUAUACGAUGUGGGCUUGUAUGAUCCUGCAGAGGAAGAAGAAGAGGUAAGUGAAUUGGGAUUUUCUGAUUUUGUGCAAGAAAUGGUUUCUCUAAUGGCACAAACAAGAAAAGAGGAUAAAUGUUACAGUUUGGAGGAGCUACAGGCAAUGUUGAUGGAGAUGUCAGAAGGAUUUGGGGCAUCCUCGUGGUUGAAUAAUGAGUACUCAGUUCAAAGAGGACUCGUUGGGAAACAAGUGAAGCAACAAGCUCACUUUUCUGCUGGGAGAUUUAUGGAGCAAAUCAUACUUUUUGCAGAUGAAUUGAAGAUGAAAUUCUGAAAACAAAUGGUGGAUCACACAGUGUACAUGAAACGUUGGUAGCCAUAGAGGAACUGGGUUUCUUCUCUCUGGAGUAGGCCUUAUUCGGGAACUGAAAUUGUUGGGGUUUGUUGAAUUGGUGUAUUGUAACAAAUGUACUGAGAUGUGCUUAUUGGGUUUCGGAUACAAAAGAAUAAUAAAACUAUGUGUAUGUAGUAUUACUUGUGAAAGAAUCAUUUUGCUCUGAAA
Messenger RNA from Mangifera indica (mango), 863 nucleotides. RefSeq names its product dnaJ homolog subfamily B member 8-like. NCBI's taxonomy places the organism in Eukaryota, Viridiplantae, Streptophyta, Magnoliopsida, Sapindales, Anacardiaceae. The record is from RefSeq and is a predicted model, not a curated record. The transcript is spliced from 5 exons. The coding region runs from base 108 to 635 and encodes 175 amino acids.